Molecule: messenger RNA, 4846 nt
Organism: Entelurus aequoreus (snake pipefish)
Lineage: Eukaryota; Metazoa; Chordata; Actinopteri; Syngnathiformes; Syngnathidae
Gene: lamtor1
Product: late endosomal/lysosomal adaptor, MAPK and MTOR activator 1
Exons: 5
Coding region: 178-657 (159 amino acids)
Biological process (GO): cholesterol homeostasis; positive regulation of TOR signaling; positive regulation of MAPK cascade
Cellular component (GO): membrane raft; Ragulator complex; lysosome
Molecular function (GO): molecular adaptor activity; guanyl-nucleotide exchange factor activity
Source: RefSeq, a predicted model, not a curated record
CACCGCUGCGCCUCAAAUACCGGAAGUGGCGGCCGUGUUGUUGUCAUGUGAUAUCUGCCGCCGACGGUGGCUACUUUUUUUGCCCUCAACCAGCCAACUUUUAUGUUUGUCGGCGCGGAAGAAGACGGCUGCUUUUCCGUGUGAAAAGAGGGAAGCCGGAGUGUCGCGGAGGCCGCCAUGGGGUGCUGUUACAGCGGCGAGGACGAGGCGGCAGAGCAGGAUCCUGAACGCAAGCCGCUGAUCACGCACCCAAACCCCGUCAGCAAACCCCCUAAUGGCACAGACUGGAUCAGUCCCACCGUGCCCUCGGCCAGGACGGACGAACAGGCCCUGCUCACGUCCAUCCUCACCAAGACGGCACAGAACAUCAUCGACGUGUCGGCGGCUGACUCCGUCAUGAUGGAGCAACAUGAAUACAUGGACAAAGCUCGACAAUACAGUACAAAACUUGUUGCAUUUAGCAGCAGCAGUCUUCAAAAGAAAGCCCUGGUUCUCCCCUCCUUCACCAGCCAGCCCCACCAAGUGCUGGCCAGUGACCUGGUGCCAUACUCGGAUGUGCAACAGGUGUCCAAGAUAGCAGCGUACGCUUACAGUGCAAUCUCUCAAAUCAAAGUGGACGCUAAAGAAGAACUGGUGGUCCAGUUUGCUAUUCCUUGAUUGUUGUUCUUCCUCCCCUGGUGUGUCUUUCUCUGUCAUCUUGUGCUUGGAGGGCCACAAUCAUUCAGGUUCUUCUUCCAUAUGUAACACCCAACCAUCCAAUACCACACCCGCUUCUCCAGCCCAUUGCUUCUCCAUUCAACGCGAUUCCAACAAUGUAGGGGUGUGACUCUGGGGUUACGGUUCGAUUCAGGAUCGGUUCUUGAUUCAACACGAUUCUCGAUUUAAACCAUUCUGGCAAUAUAGGUUGUGAAUCUUUGGCCACCUUAUGAUUCGAUCGGAUUCCUGGAGUGACAAUUCCAUUCAAAACAAGUCUCGAUUCAAACCGAUUCUUGCAAUGUAGGGGGGUGAAUCUUUAAGCACCUAACGAUUUGAUUCCAAUUCCUGGGGUGACAAUUCGAUUCAGGAUCGAUUCUUGAAUCAAACCAAUUCCCACAAUGUAGGGGUGUGACUCUUUGGGAAUCGGAAUUAAAUCGUUAAGUGCCCAAAGAGUCACACCCCUACAUUGUGGGAAUCGGUUUGAUUAGAGAAUCGAUCCUGAAUCAAAUCGUUACUCUGGGAAUCGGAAUUAAAUCGUUAAGUGCCCAGAGUGACGAUUUGAUUCAGGAUUGAUUCUCCAAUCAAACCAAUUCUUGCAAUGUAAGGUUGUGAAUCUUUGAGCACCUAAUGAUUCGAUCGAAUUCCUGGAAUGACAAUGCGAUUCAAAAUCGAUUCUCGAUUCAAAACAAGUCUCGAUUCAAACCGAUUCUUGGUGUGUUAAUCUUUGGGCACUUAACGAUUUAAUUCCGAUUCCCAGAGAGACGAUUUGAUUCAGGAUCGAUUCUCCAGUCAAACCGAUUCUUGCAAUGUAAGGUUGUGAAUCUUUGAGCGCCUAAUGAUUCGAUCGAAUUCCUGGAAUGACAAUUCGAUUCAAAACAAGUCUCGAUUCAAACCAAUUCUUGGGGUGACAAUUCAAUUCAAAACAAGUCUCGAUUCAAACCGAUUCUUGCAAUGUAGGGGGGUGAAUCUUUAAGCACCUAACGAUUUCAUUCCAAUUCCUGGGGUGACAAUUCGAUUCAGGAUCGAUUCUUGAAUCAAACCAAUUCCCACAAUGUAGGGGUGUGACUCUUUGGGAAUCGGAAUUAAAUCGUUAAGUGCCCAAAGAGUCACACCCCUACAUUGUGGGAAUCGGUUUGAUUAGAGAAUCGAUCCUGAAUCAAAUCGUCACUCUGGGAAUCGGAAUUAAAUCGUUAAGUGCCCAGAGUGACGAUUUGAUUCAGGAUCGAUUCUCCAAUCAAACCAAUUCUUGCAAUGUAAGGUUGUGAAUCUUUGAGCACCUAAUGAUUCGAUCGAAUUCCUGGAAUGACAAUGCGAUUCAAAAUCGAUUCUCGAUUCAAAACAAGUCUCGAUUCAAACCGAUUCUUGGUGUGUUAAUCUUUGGGCACUUAACGAUUUAAUUCCGAUUCCCAGAGAGACGAUUUGAUUCAGGAUCGAUUCUCCAGUCAAACCGAUUCUUGCAAUGUAAGGUUGUGAAUCUUUGAGCGCCUAAUGAUUCGAUCGAAUUCCUGGAAUGACAAUUCGAUUCAAAACAAGUCUCGAUUCAAACCAAUUCUUGGGGUGACAAUUCAAUUCAAAACAAGUCUCGAUUCAAACCGAUUCUUGCAAUGUAGGGGGGUGAAUCUUUAAGCACCUAACGAUUUCAUUCCAAUUCCUGGGGUGACAAUUCGAUUCAGGAUCGAUUCUUGAAUCAAACCAAUUCCCACAAUGUAGGGGUGUGACUCUUUGGGAAUCGGAAUUAAAUCGUUAAGUGCCCAAAGAGUCACACCCCUACAUUGUGGGAAUCGGUUUGAUUAGAGAAUCGAUCCUGAAUCAAAUCGUCACUCUGGGAAUCGGAAUUAAGUCGUUAAGUGCCCAGAGUGACGAUUUGAUUCAGGAUCGAUUCUCCAAUCAAACCAAUUCUUGCAAUGUAAGGUUAUGAAUCUUUGAGCACCUAAUGAUUCGAUGGAAUUCCUGGAAUGACAAUGCGAUUCCAAACAAGUCUCGAUUCAAACCGAUUCUUGGGGUGUGAAUCUUUGGGCACCUGAUGAUUUAAUUCCAAUUCCUGGGGUGACAAUUUGAUUCAGGAUCGAUUCUCCAAUCAAACCGAUUCCCACAAUGUAGGAGUGUGAAUCCUUGGGCACCUAAUGAUUCGAUCAAAUUCCUGGAAUGACAAUUCUGUUCAAAAUCGAUUCUCGAUUCAAAACAAGUCUCGAUUCAAACCGAUUCUUGGUGUGUGAAUCUUUGGGCCUUAACGAUUUAAUUCCGAUUCCCAGAGAGACGAUUUGAUUCAGGAUCGAUUCUCCAGUCAAACCGAUUCUUGCAAUGUGAGGUCGUGAAUCUUUGAGCGCCUAAUGAUUCGAUCGAAUUCCUGGAAUGACAAUUCGAUUCAAAACAAGUCUCGAUUCAAACCAAUUCUUGGGGUGACAAUUCAAUUCAAAACAAGUCUCGAUUCAAACAGAUUCUUGCAACGUAGGGGUGUGUAUCUUUAAGCACCUAACGAUUUCAUUCCGAUUCCUCGGGUGACUAUUCGAUUAAGGAUCGAUUCUCCAAUCAAACCGUUUCUUGCAAUGUAGGAGUGUGAAUCUUUGGCCCCUUAAUGAUUUAAUCCGGAUUCCUGGGGUUACGAUUCAAUUCAGGAUCGAUUCUUGAUUCAACACGAUUUUGGAUUCCAAACCAUUCUGGCAAUAUAGGUUGUGAAUCUUUGGCCACCUUAGGAUUCGAUCCGAUUCAAAACAAGUCUCGAUUUAAGUCUACAUUUAAAUGUAGGGGAGUGAAUCUUUGGGCACCUAAAGAUUCGAUCUGAUUCCUGGGGUAAGGAUUCAGAAUCGAUUCUCGAUUCAAACUGAUUCUCGCAACGUAGGGGUGUGAAUCUUUGGGCACCUAAUGAUUCAAUCUGAUUCCUGGGGUAAGGAUUCAGAAUCGAUUCUUGAUUCAAACUGAUUCUCGCAACGUAGGGGAGUGAAUCUUUGGGCACCUAAAGAUUCGAUCUGAUUCCUGGGGUAAGGAUUCAGAAUCGAUUCUCGAUUCAAACUGAUUCUCGCAACGUAGGGGUGUGAAUCUUUGGGCACCUAAUGAUUCAAUCUGAUUCCGAUUCCUGGGGUGGUGAUUCGAUUCAAAAUCCAUUUUCGAUUCAACACGAAUUCCAAUUCAAAUCGAUUCCAGCAAUGUAGGGGUGUGAAUCGUUAAGCACCUAACGAUUCAGUUCUGAUUUCUGGAGUGACGAUUUGAUUUAAGAUGAAUUCAAAAAGAUUCUCAAUUCAAAGCAAUUUGUGGGGUGACGAUUCGAUUCAAGAUCGAUUCUCAAUUGAACACGAUUCUCGCAACGUAGGAGUGUGAGUCUUUGGGCAACUACCUAACCUUCCGGUUGCAUGGAGAUGGUCUUUUUAAAAAAACAAAACAUUUUUAAUAAGUUUUAUGAAUUGAUUCAGAAUCGGGAUGAAUACAAAUCGCAAUUGGGAAGUGAAUCGAGUAUUUUGUGCACCCAUAAUACACGAGACAUCACUUGUGGAAGCCAUCUUUUGUUUUGGGUGACUGCCUUUUGCAAUCCAGCUGUUGAAUCUGGGAUUAUUUUUCAAAAUAAAACGACUUAAAUGCGGCGAGAAAAGUAAGUACUUUCAUUGUUGACCAUUUCAUCCUACCGAUCACUAUGCGUUAUCAAGAUUGUCAUCCAUUACCUCACAAAUUCUAUCACGUGACGUUUCAGAGAGUAUUUUUCUGUCUUCCUGAAGCAGAAGACGUUGGCAGGAAGUGUUUUUGUAGAAGGGCUAAAUACUAGCAUCCAUGUGUCGGUGUGAAUGCACGCAGUACGCAUUGUAGCAGAGCGCGUGGAACUGAUCACAUGACCUUUUUCAGACCGUCUACUUUGUGUUUUUGAAGCUGGGUGUUGCUCUCCAGAGGAGAGCCAAGCAGACUGUUUGCAUUGUCAGAGCACUGAGAUGCUCUCCAACCUCUAAAAGGGAUCCUGGGAUUGAUUUGACACACAUUUCAGCUUUCUGCAAUCCUGUAAGUUCUUGGCAUUUUUCCCUUUUGGCUUUUGCAGAUGUGUAAAACUACCUGAAAUAGAUUUGGAAUAUUUUAGGCUAGUAGAAAUCUAAUCUAUUAUUAUUACAAAAAAAAAAAAGAUUUUCUUUUUUUCUCUGUUUAGUUAAUUCAUUAAAAAUGUUCAACAACU